Messenger RNA from Pangasianodon hypophthalmus (striped catfish), 1487 nucleotides. It is a transcript of the gene cbx3b, whose product is annotated as chromobox homolog 3b. The record is from RefSeq and is a predicted model, not a curated record. Gene Ontology annotation, biological process: chromatin organization; negative regulation of transcription by RNA polymerase II. NCBI's taxonomy places the organism in Eukaryota, Metazoa, Chordata, Actinopteri, Siluriformes, Pangasiidae. The transcript is spliced from 5 exons. Gene Ontology annotation, molecular function: chromatin binding. Bases 257 to 841 code for a protein of 194 amino acids. Gene Ontology annotation, cellular component: nucleus; pericentric heterochromatin.
CUUUAAGGCCCCCUCCCUCUCUCCUUCACUUCCGCCGCGUCUCCUUAUCGGCCAUUUUAAUUUAACUCUUUCAUGAAAAGUUAUGUAAACACAACAAAGCUACUAAAUGCUUUGAUGCUCACCUUCGCCAAAACACACAUCACAUGUAUGAUCGCUGAAUGUGAUUAAAGACUAGGCGCCGGAAGAGGACGACCCCAGGACUGUGUGCUGCAGCGGGAAUACUGAGAGCAGCCUGCGAGAACAUAAUCAGGAAAACAUGAGGAAAAAGCAGAAUGUGAAAAACAGGAAGGCAGAAGAGACUACAGUUGUGCAGGAGUUUGCUGUGGAAAAAAUCAUUCGUCGAAGAGUCAACGAUGGAAAAGUGGAAUACUAUCUGAAGUGGAAAGGCUUCACAGAUGCUGAAAACACUUGGGAGCCGGAGGACAACCUGGACUGCCCCGAGCUGAUUGAAGAGUUUCUCAGAAACUUGGCUGUCUCAGGCGAGACAGAAAGAAAGGACAAUCUUGCUCUGGAUCCUGUUAUUCAGCCCAAAGAAGAACAGACAGAGCUGGAUGCUAGCACUCAGCAUCAGCAACAGUCUGAGAAAGAGCAGACAGUGUGUGAAACUGGGGAGUCUGCAGAUCACAACACUGAGACCACCAACGACCAACCUCUUAUCCAAGAACCAGAACGCAUCAUUGGCUCCACCGACCGACAAGGAGAGCUCAUGUUCCUCAUCAAAUGGCACGACACAGAUGAUGUGGCGCUGCUGUCAGCCAGGGAGGCCAGUGUAAGAUGGCCCAAGAUGGUUAUCGGCUUCUAUGAGGAUAAGCUUAGCUGGCACGAGGAAGAGGAACAGUGACAAUGAACUGAACAAUACAUCUUGGCAGCUUUUAAUGUUUCCUCUUAAAUAUGUCCAAUGGGUUUUCCUGUCUGUGAAAGGUGUUGUGAAAUUGUGUAAAUCCCCAGACACUGUGAAACAUGUCAUAGCACACUGAACUGCACUGUAGGGUGAUGUUUUAAAAAGUCAAUCAAAUUAUCUAGAUUGUAAAAUAAAUGGUUGUAUAAUCGGUGCUGUAUUUGAACUGUACUUCUGUUUAAAAUGUGUUAUUGCUUUACUGUCUUUCAAAUAUGACCGACUUGAAAAAGGGGCCACAUCAUAUACUAAUGAGAAUUUGUAUAUUAGAAGUAAUCAUUGUUACUGUUGGUCUCUGUGUAGCUGUUUUAGCACUUCUUCUACUGUGAUUAAGACCAGUAAUCUGUGAAAUUAGUAGUUUUGUUCAUUUGCACAAAGAAAGACAAAUGUAGCAUUUUAAGACCAUGUUUUCUUUAAAAGCAUUAAUAGCACAGAGUGAUAUUUUAUUACAUCUCUGCCAGCACAGUACAUUGUGUUGCAAAAUGUAGUUUGCUUGUUUCACUUCCAUGGUCUCUUUAUGGUUUAUUAGUGGGUUUUAAUGAGAUGCAAGAAACUCCUGUCGACUUAAUAAAUGUCAGAUUAACUUGAGAAA